AUGCAGGCUAGUGAUAGGUUCAACAUCAAUUCCCAGCUUGAGCAUCUUCAAGCUAAAUAUGUUGGAACUGGGCAUGCGGAUUUAAAUAGAUUUGAGUGGGCAGUGAACAUUCAGCGUGAUAGCUAUGCAUCAUAUGUUGGCCACUACCCUAUUCUCGCAUAUUUUGCUAUUGCUGAAAAUGAAUCGAUUGGAAGAGAACGCUACAGCUUCAUGCAGAAAAUGCUCCUGCCUUGUGGUCUGCCUCCAGAGAGGGAAGAAGAUUGAGAGUUGCCAUCCGGAUCACACCGUGGAUCAUCACUGCUGGUUGUAGCAUUGGACCGUUUAUGAUAUUAUGUUGGUCAGAUGGUUUUAUUACUUGUAUGGCACUGAUUAGAGUUUGUUUUGCCCUCUGUGAGGGUUCUAGUGGCUCUAGCAUUAUUUGCUCUGGAGCUCAGAAAUUUAGAUAAGGGGAUAAUGUGCUUACUGCCUUGUUUAUUUAUAGUGUUAUCUUAAUGUUUUCCACCAGAGCAGAUCCUUUCUAAACUGGUCAUGUCACGUUAAGCAUUAGCUUGUGUUUUGAACCAUAUCAAUACGGCCUUGGAGUAACUUCUUAACGUGGCCAUUUUUAUAUUUGCCAAGCAAAUAGCUUUUGUUUCAUCAAUUUGAUAAAGUGAAUCAGUGAUGAUUCUUGAUGCA
Neltuma alba is the source of this 675-nucleotide messenger RNA. RefSeq lists its product as uncharacterized. Lineage: Eukaryota; Viridiplantae; Streptophyta; Magnoliopsida; Fabales; Fabaceae. The record is from RefSeq and is a predicted model, not a curated record. Gene Ontology annotation, biological process: mRNA splicing, via spliceosome. Gene Ontology annotation, cellular component: U2 snRNP; precatalytic spliceosome. Bases 1 to 264 code for a protein of 87 amino acids. The transcript is spliced from 3 exons.